AUGGGGAAAACAGAAGUGUCCGCGCAGACGCUGCUCCAACGCCGCGGGCGGCUCACCCGUCCGCGGCGACACGGUGAGGAAUAUGUGGAGGUUUCGAUGCCCACCGUAGCGCAGACGUCCGUUUUUAAGGAUAUCGCGCGAUUUGUGCCGGUGAAGGACAUUAUCGCCGGGGGAUUGGCUCGAGCGGCAAGUCAAAGCACGAUCCAUCCUUUGGACACGGUGAAGGUGCGCAUGCAAGCCGCCUUGAAGGGUGUGUCUACGACUGCCGCGAGCACUCUGCCGAGCGGUGGUAAGUACGGUGUGGGUUUGGGUGCGGUCACGAACGGUGCGGUGAGCCUUGGGCAGCGAUCUUUGACGUCCGCGGCGAAGGCUGGAGCGCUUAAGGCGACUGCUGAGCUCGGUAUGUUAUAUAAGGGCUGCUUCGGCGCCGCCUCCGGUGCGGGCCUUGCCAUUGGUACGUACUUUGCGUUCUACGGCACUGCAAAGAAGUUGCUGCAAGAGAAGUCUGAUAUGCCCGUCUCGACGAUCGCUUUCGUCGCGGGAGGUAUCGGCGCUCUCGGCUCCUCCAUCGUCAAAGUUCCCGCCGCCGUUUGCAUCCGUUCGGUGCAAGCCGGUGUGUACCCGAACGUCAUCACCGCCGGACGCAGAAUCACCGCAGCCGCCGGUCCCCGGGGUUUAUUCACCGGUUAUAUUCCAACGCUUCUUGAAGAUGUCCCAGACAUGGCUGUCAAGUUUGCAGCGUAUGAGACUCUUCGAACGAUGCAUCGCACGUUUACAAAGAAGAGCAAGGAUGAAAGUAGCGCUGGUGCCGACAUCGCGAUGGGCCUCAUCGCGGGCUCCGUCGCCGCCGCCGCUACUACUCCUUUGGAUGUGGUGAAAACCCGGAUGAUGUGCAACGCCUCAUCUCGCCCCAGCUUCGGCGGCGCCAUUAUGAGCGUUUGGAAAGACUCGCCCGCAGGCACGGGUCGCGUCCGAGCGUUCUUCACUGGCGUUCGUCCUCGCGCGAUUUCGAAUGGUAUCAAUUCGGCCAUCUUCUUUUGCUUCUACGAAGCCCUUCGCUCCGGCAUGGUUCGUGCCGAAACCGAACGCGAAGAGCAGCGUCGUCGUGAAAAAGAGGCUGGUGUCGAUUUGAAGAGCUGUCGACGCGCGUUACACAACAGCGGAGUGUCCGUCGACGCCGUGCACUACUCUACGCACUCACACGUGGGUCGUGUCACCGAGGCGUCGAUGACUCUCGCGCUGUCCAAGAAGAAAAGAAAGAAUGCUUAA
This is a messenger RNA of Ostreococcus tauri, 1269 nucleotides long. Its product is annotated as Mitochondrial substrate/solute carrier. Gene Ontology annotation, cellular component: mitochondrial inner membrane. Bases 1 to 1269 code for a protein of 422 amino acids. Lineage: Eukaryota; Viridiplantae; Chlorophyta; Mamiellophyceae; Mamiellales; Bathycoccaceae. The transcript has a single exon. The record is from RefSeq and is a predicted model, not a curated record. Gene Ontology annotation, molecular function: S-adenosyl-L-methionine transmembrane transporter activity. Gene Ontology annotation, biological process: transmembrane transport.